UUUGCGCUGCUUGAUAGACGGCGACGGCAAAGCGAGGAAGCGAAGUCACACCUAUCUUCACGCGAGACCAAUGUCACCGGCUUAACAAUCUAUCAAAUUUGCCGGGCCGUCGACUGGACAAUUGUUUCACAAAUGAUGUUAUUUUGUCCAACAAUAAAUAAUAGUCCCAGUGUUUUAAAACGUCAGCGAUACGCUGCAAAGUGUACAAGUGUCAUAUAUGUUCUGUAGUCGUGUCUGCAUAUCGAUCCGUUUUGCCAUUGCCUUGAAAACGCCAUAUUUAACCCUUAAUCAUGGAUAGAAGGAAGCUUUCCACUUCUGGUGAUACUUUAUACCAAAUAUUAGCCAUUCCAAAAACUGCCACUCAAGAUGAAGUUAAGAAAAGUUAUAGGAAAUUGGCGUUGAAGUACCAUCCUGAUAAGAACCCAAAUAAUCCAGAGGCGUCUGAAAAAUUUAAAGAAGUAAACCGAGCCCAUAUGAUACUUAGCGAUGUCAGCAAAAGAAACAUAUAUGACAAUUAUGGAUCUUUAGGAAUGUAUAUAGCUGAGCAAUUUGGCGAAGAAAAUGUUAAUGCAUACUUUAUGGUAACAUCCACUCGAUGUAAAUUACUAUUUUUGUUCUGUGGUCUUAUUACUGGAUGCUAUUGUUGUUGCUGUUUGUGUUGCUGCUUUAACUUCUGUUGCGGCAAGUGUAAACCUAGACCUCCAGAAGACUCUGGUGAUUACCAUACAUUAAAUCCAGAUGUAGCUGAGUUACAAAGAGGUGACCCAGUUACACAACAACCAGGUCCGCAAGGCGCUGCUGCCUCACCCGGAGCAACAUUUGCAAUGCCCGCUCCUGGAGCAACAGAAAAUACUAAUUUAAAUCCUAGCGAUUGGCCAAUUUAUACUCCUGAUAUGUCAGGGGGUGCAGCUACAGUUACCAACGAUCCCCUGAACCCACAGUGGUAGAUGACUUAUGAUUGAAAAGCAAAUAUAUUAAGUAUUUCAAACACAUCUAUAUUUAUGGCAUGUUACGAUUCUUUCCAACUAUGUAAUUUUAAUCAACUCUUCCCAUGAUGUUACUUGUAAUUUAUUUGCUAAAAUAGUGUUUCAUUUUGGCAAGUAAUACAAUGUGGAUCUUACUACUAAAUAAUGACGACAGGUUUUAU
Molecule: messenger RNA, 1147 nt
Organism: Ctenocephalides felis (cat flea)
Lineage: Eukaryota; Metazoa; Arthropoda; Insecta; Siphonaptera; Pulicidae
Product: dnaJ homolog subfamily C member 5-like
Exons: 2
Coding region: 291-947 (218 amino acids)
Biological process (GO): regulation of neuromuscular synaptic transmission
Cellular component (GO): type Is terminal bouton
Source: RefSeq, a predicted model, not a curated record